This is a messenger RNA of Laccaria bicolor S238N-H82, 837 nucleotides long. RefSeq lists its product as uncharacterized. The coding region runs from base 1 to 837 and encodes 278 amino acids. The transcript is spliced from 2 exons. The record is from RefSeq and is a predicted model, not a curated record. Lineage: Eukaryota; Fungi; Basidiomycota; Agaricomycetes; Agaricales; Hydnangiaceae.
AUGUGGUUGUCCCCACGAAUAAGAAGAAUCCCCUUGGUCAUCACCUUUCUCAUCGUACUCCCUGUCUUUUUCGUUCUUUACCAGGAGUCACGCUCGCUCUUUCUGUUCUACAACAUCCAUCCCUACCCAAAAUUCCGCGAUGGAGCACGCAGUUCAUGGGUGCCAGUGCCUGAACGUGCCGCAGAGGCAGACAAAUGGAACCAGCCUGGCUGGUGCUGUCCGUAUACCUCACCAGCCGAUGGGGGACCCAAUGAGAAGGACAAAGAGAAUAAUAUCUGGAGAGCAAGAUCGGUCGCUUCGUGGGAGUGGGUAUUGGAGGAUGGGAAACCAAUGAGGGCGUGGGAUGCUGAAGCGUUCAUCGGGUGCGCACUCAAGAGUUGUGGGGGGGUGGUAGUUAUUGGAGAUUCAGUGGCAGUCCAAAUGUUGUACAGACUUGAAACACUUCUUGGCACACAUCGCAGAGAUUGGCCAUGGACGAUUGCUCAGGAUACAAAGGUCGAUGAUAAAGGGAUGUACCUUCUCUCCUUGACACUCACCCUGGAGCCUGCAAACCCAUUUUUCAAAAAGCUUCUUGCAAAACCCUCGCUCGCAUCGGUGCCUCGAUCACGAUUUUAUCAACCUUUCCUCACCUCCUACCACUCAGACGUCCUCAUGGAUGAAUCUGCACUCAACAUUACAAUGACCAAAGCCGGAAUGAUGGAGACUUUGAACCCUACACAUCAUAUAUCCAAGGGCGAUCAGCGUCAAGGUCUGUGGAAUGCCAGUAAGGAAGAAGGAUGGCCCUGGGAGCGCGAUACUAUUGUGGUCCUCAAUAGUGGCCCUCAUUGGACAACUUGA